This is a messenger RNA of Siniperca chuatsi (mandarin fish), 12786 nucleotides long. RefSeq names its product sodium channel protein type 4 subunit alpha-like. The transcript has 34 exons. Bases 816 to 6950 code for a protein of 2044 amino acids. Gene Ontology annotation, molecular function: protein binding; voltage-gated sodium channel activity. Gene Ontology annotation, cellular component: voltage-gated sodium channel complex; plasma membrane; axon. The record is from RefSeq and is a predicted model, not a curated record. Gene Ontology annotation, biological process: membrane depolarization during action potential; neuronal action potential; sodium ion transmembrane transport. Lineage: Eukaryota; Metazoa; Chordata; Actinopteri; Centrarchiformes; Sinipercidae.
CUCUCUCUCUCUCUCCGUCCGCGUCCAGGGGCGAUCAAGCGGCGGGGAUGAUGGGAGUCCGUCCGGUCAGCCCUACCAGCCUACCGACCUACCGGCGCACCGGAACGCAGCAAAACACUCCGGUCUGACGGCAAAACUUCCCACUUUUUCGCCUUCAAUUAAUUCCUCCAAAAUAAAAAAAAUAAAAGCAACAGCUGGAGCCGCAAGGGGGACUUUUAUUUUGGAGGCGUGCGUUCUUCUUGUUAAUUGUCACACCUGAAAGGGAUGAGAAGAAAUUAAACAUCUCUUUUGCCGAGGUGGAGGAGCGCGUUUCUCGCGAUUAACGGAGAGUAAAAGAAAGCUGCAGCCGCUCCCGGAGGAUUAAAGCGGCCGAAGUUGGGAAGAUGCCGGAGGAACCGGAGCAGACGGAGUGAAGCAGUGAAGCAGCCCGGUGCGCACUUUCCCCUCCCCGGCUGGACUGAAGCGCUACAGUCCGCUCCCCCUGCCGCUGCUGGAGGGACACUUCUGCGCUCCUGCCUCUCCUCAUUGUUUCCGUCAUCAUUCUCGCUCUGCUUGGAUUUAAAAAAAAAACAAACAAACUUUUAUCUUCUUUUUCUUCCAAGAAACACUUUUCUUCUCUUGCGCUGCGCGGAGUUUUCCGCUCAUGGGUCGGCCACUUUGCGCCUCCUCUCCGGAUGGGAUUUGGCAGCUGUGAGCGGGGCGCGGUGGAGCGGUGAUGGUGUGAAAGCGACAUCAAGAAAAACCCCGCAGUUUUUAACGCAGGAGUUUCACAUCUGGUAUACUGGGCCAGUCAGCAGCAGGAUCAGGAUGAGAAGAUGGCUGGCUGUGUGUUUCCAAUGGGACCAGAGAGCUUUCAGCGCUUCACGCCGGACUCCCUGGCGGCCAUCGAGCAGCGCAUUGCCCAGGAGGAGGCCCGACGCAACAAACAUUACCAGGAGGACCUGGGCGACGUGGUGGUCCCCCGGCCCCGGCCCGACCUGGAGGCAGGAAAACAGCUGCCGCGCAUCUUCGCCGACAUCCCGUCUCAUCUGGUGGGCGUUCCUCUGGAAGACAUCGAUCCGUACUACUUCAAAAACAAGAGGCGGCUUGCUGAGAUAGGACUGACCGUGAACGGGCCGGAACAAAAGACAAAGCGAUCUGCCUACAAGAUGCCGAUGACCUUCAUAGUCCUGAACAAAGGGAAGGCCAUCUUCCGUUUCAGUGCCACAUCAGCUCUCUACAUCUUCAGCCCUUUCCACCCCAUCCGCAGAAUCGCCAUCAAGAUCCUGGUCCACUCGUUAUUCAGUUUGUUCAUCAUGUGCACCAUCCUGACCAACUGCUGCUUCAUGGCCAUGUCCGAGCCGGCGUACUGGGCCAAAUACCUGGAGUAUACCUUCACAGGUAUCUAUACGUUCGAGUCUCUCAUAAAGAUCUUGGCGAGGGGUUUCUGUGUGGGACCCUUCACCUUCCUGAGGGACCCCUGGAACUGGCUCGACUUCAGCGUCAUCGUCAUGGCAUAUGUGACUGAGUUUGUGGACCUGGGUAAUGUGUCAGCCUUAAGGACGUUCAGGGUGCUGCGAGCGCUCAAAACCAUCUCUGUCAUCCCAGGCCUGAAGACCAUCGUCGGCGCUCUGAUCCAGUCGGUGAAGAAGCUUGCCGACGUGAUGAUUCUCACCGUCUUCUGUCUGAGCGUCUUCGCCCUCAUCGGCCUGCAGCUCUUCAUGGGAAACCUGCGGCAGAAAUGCGUCCGCAGCCCGGCGCACUGCGUCAACGACAGCCUGCCGGCCAACACCUCCUUCUACUGCAACAACAAGACCUGGACCUCCCUGAAGGACUUCAUCAACGACGAGGACAACUUCUACAAGGUGGAGGGGGCCAAGGAUGCCUUAAUCUGUGGGAACGGCAGCGAUGCAGGAAAGUGCCCAGAUGGGUUUGACUGUCUGAAGACGGGAAGGAACCCCAACUACGGCUACACCAGCUUCGACACCUUUGGGUGGGCCUUUCUGUCUUUGUUUCGCCUGAUGACACAAGAUUACUGGGAAAAUCUCUACCACCAGACACUGCGUUCGGCCGGUAAGACCUACAUGGUGUUUUUCGUGGUGGUGAUCUUCCUGGGCUCCUUCUACCUGGUCAACCUUAUCCUGGCCGUGGUCGCUAUGGCGUACGAGGAGCAGAACCAGGCGACCAUUGCCGAGGCCUGCCAGAAAGAACGAGAGUUCCAGGUGGCCAUGGAGAGGCUCAAGAAGGAGCAACAGGUUGCCGCCCAGAAAAUUCUUGACUCUGACUCGAUGAUGUCACCAGACCUGUCGCCGUUUGGUCUGCCGUUGGACAGCAUGGAGGAGCGGAGGCGGAGUCAAGCGCUGAUGGGAGUGGCCGAUGUGGAGGCGAACUUAUCAGAGGAAAAGCUGCUGCAGGUGGACAUGACGGACGGGGGAAAGCCCCUCCACCCCCUCCUCGCUCGCUCCUUCUCCACGAGGACUCGGCGAAGCAGCCAGGUCUCCUCCAUCUUCAACUUCCGUCUGAGGAGCCGGGGGUCAGAGGGAGAGAUGGCUGACGACGAAUACAGCGUCCCAGGUGACGUGGUGGAGGGCGUCGGGGGUCGAACCUACAGCGGUGGGACCUUCAGUGGCAUCCUGCCCCACCCAUGGCCCAAACGACGACCAAGCACCUACAGCACCGCCAGCAGGAGCUCCCAGGUAUUUUAUCCAACUCUAAAUGUCAAUGGGAAGCUGUUUGUUGCCAUGGACCAGAAUGGGGUUUCCCCACCACCGCUGCAGGGGCAGCUGCCUGCCUGUACCAUGGAGAAGGUCAAGGAGGAGAGUGUCCCGACGUCCACCACGGAGCUCAGUACGAUGCUGUUACCUCGUCCUUCGUCCACACAAGGCUCAGAGCGGAGGGGGAGGGCGCUCAGUGCUGCCAGCUACCUCACUGACGCCAUGGAAGAACUGGAGGAGGCCCAUAAGAAGUGUCACCCGUGCUGGUACGUCUUCGCCCACCGUUACCUAGUGUGGGAGUGCUGUCCCUGCUGGCUGAGGGUGAAGAAGCUGGUGAAUAUCAUGGUGAUGGACCCCUUCCUGGACCUGGCCAUCACCAUCUGCAUCGUCCUCAAUACGCUCUUCAUGGCCAUGGAGCACUACCCCAUGACUGACGAGUUCAACGGCAUGCUGAGCAUCGGAAACCUGGUGUUCUCGGGGAUCUUCACAGCAGAGAUGGUGUUGAAGAUCAUCGCUCUGGAUCCGUAUUACUACUUCCAGACGGGCUGGAACAUCUUCGACAGCAUCAUCGUCUGCCUCAGCCUCAUGGAGCUCGGCCUGUCCGACGUCGAGGGGCUGAGUGUGCUGCGCUCCUUCAGACUGCUUCGUGUAUUCAAGCUCGCUCGCUCGUGGCCGACCCUCAACACCCUGAUCAAGAUCAUUGGUAACUCCAUGGGCGCUCUGGGCAACCUGACCCUCGUCCUCGCCAUCAUCGUCUUCAUCUUUGCCGUGGUCGGCAUGCAGCUGUUUGGUAAAAACUACCAGGACUGUGUGUGUAAGAUCUCAAAGGACUGCGCUCUUCCUCGAUGGCACAUGAAGGACUUCUUCCACUCCUUCCUCAUCGUCUUCAGGGUGCUGUGUGGGGAGUGGAUAGAGACCAUGUGGGAUUGCAUGGAGGUUGCAGGUCAGCCGCUCUGCAUCCUCGUCUUCAUGCUGGUCAUGGUCAUCGGAAACCUGGUGCUGUUGAACCUCUUCCUGGCUCUGCUCCUCAGCAGUUUCAGCUCUGACAACCUGUCAGCUCCAGACGACGACGGGGAGAUGAACAACCUGCAUAUCGCCAUCCACAGGAUCACCAGAGGCCUGGCCUGGUGCCGCAGACAGGUGGUGGAUUUCUUCAACGGGAACCUGAAGCGUCGGCGUCAGAAGCGAAAGGAGGCCAAAGCCAUGAUGAAGCUCAAACGCCUGAGUACCAUCCACACUGAGGCCAAUGGAGCUGUCAUAGGCCGUCAUGUAGAGAAGUACGUGGUGCCGGAGGACGACAGCUACAUGACGAACCCCAACCUGACUAUCAGCGUCCCCAUCGCCCCCGGAGAGUCGGACGUGGAGUUCCCAGAGGAGGAGGAGGAUGAGGAAGAGGAGGGGGAGGAGGAGCAGAGCGAGGCCUCCGAGGAAGAGGAGGAGAGGGAGGAGGAGCAAAGGCGGAAGCAGCGUGAUGGUGUUAUAAAGCCUCAAAGACCGCAGAAAGACGAUGUCAGCCUAUCGGAGGGCAGCACGGUGGACCUGAGGAAGCCUGGAGAGGAAGAGGAUGAAUACUCAGAGAUGGCUGAAGAGGCCAUGGACCCCGACAACUGCUUCCCGGACAUGUGCGUGGCCAGGUUUCAGUGCUGCGACAUUGACACGGCAGCGGGUCUCGGUCAGAUCUGGUGGAGAACGAGGAAGACCUGUUACCAGAUCGUAGAGCACAGCUGGUUCGAGUCCUUCAUCAUCUUCAUGAUCCUCCUCAGCUCCGGAGCGCUGGCCUUCGAGGACAUCUACAUCGAGCAGAGGAAGGUGGUCAAGGUGGUGCUGGAAUACGCAGACAAGAUCUUCACCUACAUCUUCAUCCUAGAGAUGUUGCUCAAGUGGCUCGCCUACGGCUUCAAGAAGUACUUCACCAACUACUGGUGCUGGCUCGACUUCCUCAUCGUCGAUAUCUCAGUGUUGGGUCAGCUGGCUCAGUUCAUCUCUGUGGACCAGAUCACCACCAUGCGGGUGCUGAGGACAUUCAGGGCUCUCCGUCCUCUCCGGGCCGCGUCCCGCUUCGCUGGUAUCAGGGUGGUGGUGAACGCUCUGAUCGGGGCGAUUCCCUCCAUCAUGAACGUGCUGCUGGUCUGCCUCAUCUUCUGGCUCAUCUUCAGCAUCAUGGGCGUCAACCUGUUUGCCGGGAAGUUCGGCCGCUGCGUCAACCGCACCGGCCACAUCUACGAGGCCGCCUUCAUCAACAACAAGUCCGAGUGCGAGGCGCUCAACGACACCUCGCUGUUCUACUGGACCAAAGUCAAGGUCAACUUUGACAACGUGGGGGCCGGAUACCUGGCUCUGCUGCAAGUGGCAACCUUCAAAGGCUGGAUGGAGAUCAUGUAUGCAGCGGUGGAUUCACGAGCUGUUGAGGAGCAGCCUAUCAAGGAGAUCAAUCUGUACAUGUACCUGUACUUCGUCAUCUUCAUCAUCUUCGGCUCCUUCUUUACCCUCAAUCUCUUCAUCGGUGUCAUCAUCGAUAACUUCAACCAGCAGAAACGAAAGUUAGGAGGACAGGACAUCUUCAUGACGGAGGAGCAGAAGAAAUACUACAACGCCAUGAAGAAACUGGGCUCCAAGAAACCUCAGAAGCCCAUCCCCAGGCCUAUGAACUCGCUGCAGGGCUUCUUUUUCGACCUGGUGGGGAAGCAGGCGUUUGACAUCAUUAUCAUGGUGCUGAUCCUCUUCAACAUGAUCACCAUGAUGGUGGAGACGGACGAGCAGUCGCCUCAGAUGGAGUACAUCCUGAACAAAAUCAACCUGGCCUUCAUCAUCGUCUUCACCUUCGAGUGCCUCAUCAAGAUUGUGGCGCUGCGAUGCUACUUCUUCACCGUCGGCUGGAACAUCUUCGACUUCGUGGUCGUCAUUCUCUCCAUCGUCGGUAUCGUGCUUGCUGACAUCAUCGAGAAGUACUUUGUGUCGCCAACGCUGUUCCGAGUGAUUCGAUUGGCCCGUAUCGGUCGGAUUCUGCGUCUCAUCAGAGGCGCUAAGGGCAUCCGGACGUUACUGUUCGCCCUCAUGAUGUCCCUUCCUGCUCUCUUCAACAUCGGACUCCUCCUCUUCCUGGUCAUGUUCAUCUACGCCAUCUUCGGCAUGGCCAACUUCGCCUAUGUGAAACGGCAGGCGGGGAUCGACGACAUGUUCAACUUUGAGACAUUUGGGAACAGCAUGAUCUGCUUGUUCCAGAUCACCACCUCCGCUGGCUGGGACAGCCUGCUCAGCCCCAUCCUCAACAACUCCCCCGAGGAGUGCAACCCCAACAUCCCCCACACCGGCACCACCGUCCGGGGGAACUGUGGAAACCCGUCGGUGGGCAUCACUUUCUUCGUCACCUACAUCAUCAUCUCCUUCCUCAUCGUAGUGAACAUGUACAUCGCCAUCAUCCUGGAGAACUUCAGCGUGGCCACGGAGGAGAGCACGGAGCCGCUGAGCGAGGAUGACUUUGAGAUGUUCUACGAGGUUUGGGAGAAGUUUGACCCAGAGGCCACACAGUUCAUCGAGUACGCCAAGCUGUCAGACUUUGCCGACUCGCUGUCGGAACCACUGCGCAUCAGCAAGCCUAACAAGAUCAAACUGAUCUCCAUGGACCUGCCCAUGGUCAGUGGGGACAAGAUCCACUGCCUGGACAUCCUCUUUGCCUUCACAAAGCGCGUCCUGGGUGAGUCGGGCGAGAUGGACGCCCUCAAGCAGCAGAUGGAGGAGAAGUUCAUGAUGGCCAACCCGUCCAAGAUCUCCUAUGAGCCGAUUACAACAACUCUGAGGCGCAAACAGGAAGAAGUGUCCGCCACAGUGAUCCAGAGGUGCUAUCGCAGACACCUGGUAAGGCGGCAGAUGAAGGCCGCCUCCUACUUGUACCGCCAGAUCACCACACCUCGGCAUGCAGGAAGUGAUGGUGAAGAAGGUGGCGAGGUACUGUUCGGGGAGGAUGCACCUGAGAAAGAAGGACUGAUCGCCGCCAUGAUGAGGGAAAACUAUGGUUCGAGUUUGUUAGGGAUAGAGCGCUCCGAGACAAUUUCCUCCAUCUCGUCCCCACCGUCUUAUGACAGCGUGACACGAGCCACAUCAGAGAAUUUGCACCCGCUUGCUGCCAAGACAGAAACAAUUGCUGCCGACACAGCAGGCAGCGAACUGAGCGAACAAUCGCCGUCAGUGGUCGACCCUGACAGACAGCAGGAAACCGUACCAUUGCGGGAACCAAAAAGCAAAAAAUUUCACAAAUGAGGAUAUCCUCGUUUUGGGUUAAGCCUGUUUGUUCUUUUGUUUACUGAAUGUACCAUAGCUGAGGAAUGCUCAGGAGGCGGCAGGGAGAAGCUAUGAGCAAGGAACUGCAGGACGAGUCGAGUGAAGGAGCAAACAAAGUGGAAUAUUUACUACCUUUUAAUGUUAUUUCCUAUUCCCCUGUGGAGAUUCCUGGACUCAACUCAACAGCAUUUUUGGAGUUUCUUAAAGGGAAGCAGAAAAACUGCAAUAACAGCGAGUGAAACCCCGUCUGUCAAGUCAGCUCUGCCUUUGUUGGAGUAAAAGACAGAAGUGUAGAUCCCUUUGACCUCUUGGGUCUCUCAUGUCGACCAGAGCCGGGGGUUCGGAACACUGACUGACCUUUGACCUCAGCUACAGGGGGUCAGAGGGGUCAGAACAACUAUAUCAGAUGUAUCCAUCAUUUAUUGGCCUGGGGGGGGUUGUGCCUUCCCACAGUUGAUCAAUAUUCUCAGAGUACGCCUGGCUGUAAGCGUGACGGUGUUCCUGGUGGUGUUUCUCGACACGUUAACAGUCGACGGCUUUCUGACUGACUGAGACUCGAGAGAGGAGGCAAAGUAAUGAAAACGUGAUUUUAAAAAAUGUUUUCGUAGUAAAAGUAUAACUUUGUUGAUGUUACCAGUCUUUUAAUAGCGGUACGAUUAUUACUAUUUUUUAUAUUUUUUAGAGUAAGUUGAAGAAAAAAAAAAAGCAGUCCCUCUCUUUCGACUUUGGAGCGGCACUAGCUAAGAGAAAGUGGCUGAACUACCACGUUGUAAUCGAUGAGAGGAGAGGGUGUGGUCAGGAAUCCUCAAAAGCCUGAGAAGCAACUUCAUCUGUUUUUGUUGGCAGUUUUGCACUUAUGAGUUUACAUGUGCUGUCACUUUACCGCACCUGGGCAAAGACACAUUGAAAAAGGGCCUGGGAUGUAUUUAUUUUUCCUCUGAAAACCUUUUGAGAUAACACCAAAAACGAAUACAAGUGCACAAUGAGAUUUUCUACCCGGACUCUUCCGACAUGUGUUUUGCCCUGGUGGUGAGCAUCGUCAUGUCCGUCACUUUUUGGCUGGUGGGUGAUUUGUCUAAAAGUCCAGAUUUAAAGUAGAUUUUUUUUUAGCUUCCCUUCACAAAACAAACUUGAACAGAAGGUUCCUGCUGCAUUACUACAUUGCAUGAGGAGACAACUGGAGGUUACUGGCUUGUAGUCAAGGCUGAUAGAUCACUGAUCAAUGACUUGGCAAGAAUAAAGAGUUCAGAUAUGUUGUGAAAAGUUGAGUUAAAUCCAAUGAAACUCUAAAAAAAAAAAAAAAACUUUCAGAAUCAGCAAUUUGGUGCAAAAGGUUUAUCAAGUGAAAAUGUUAUUCUCUUUAAUCCAAAUAAUUUAAUUUAAGCUUUGCGAAAAAAUAAAUAAAUAAAAAAUCAAAUCUAUUUAUGAAAUGUUCACGUCACAAUAUCCUGAAGACAUUAACACCUCAGGCUUUUUUCAAAGCUGGAUAAAUAUUGUUUGGUGCAGUGAAAGGACCAAACUGCUGGUUUGAGACAAACUUGGCAAAGAUGCAAAUAAUAAACUCAUAAAAAUUAAGCAUUUAAGCAUGCAACAAACCAUCAGUCUUUGCAUUUUACCAACUGAACAAAGACAUGGACGCAGGACUGCUCUUGUUAGAAUCACUUAUAUUUACUUGUUAGGCUUUUUUAAAUGCCAUUAAUAAGGUUUUUCCCUCCAUCAGGGGAUUUAAUGUAUCUCUGUAUGGACUUUUUUUGACAAAUCACCCGCUAUCAUUAUCUAUCCGUCUGGUCUGAGUUUGGCUCGGCACACAAGAUCUUAAACCAAAUUCUUCAAGGCUAAAUGGGCUUAAAAUCUUUGAGGUGUCGACCAGCCCUGACCAGAGUGCGACAAUCAACUCGGCACAUCAGCAUCAGGAUUUCACUCUGUUUAGUUUUAUGAAAAGCUCACGCUCUCAGUCAUCAGUGUCCUGGAAAAACCUCUUUUAAAAAACAAAACAAAAACGGUUUCACGGCAGCUGAUUAUCAGUGUAGAGACAACAGGUCAGUCCACUGCUGAAAAUGUUUCUCUUAACUUAUUGGUCAGAUUGUUUUUCCUGUUUUCAGUGCAGUGAUACACAUUUCGAGAUGUUGCAGAUCAGGAAUCAAGACAAAUGUCACCCAGUGCAACAGAGCGCCUCACUGAUGUGUUUUUAAUAGUUUCUGGACAACAAUGGAGCUCAGAGGAGGAAGACACAUCAGGCUGUGAUUCACACACAACACUUGCUAGAUACAUUCACCGUUGGUUUUGGUCUUUUCAUGGAUGUUGACACUAAGAAAAUGUAGAUUAUCAUCUGACUUAUCCUUCAGAUGUGAUAUCGUUUUUCAUCCCAAAUAAGGGAUUCUGUCUGAAAACUGUUUAGACGAAUACUUUUUUAGGAAAAUAUCUGAAGUUAUAGUUACGGUCAUUUGAUAACUGUAAAUGAACAACCAAUGCUCAUGACUACAGUCAAACAGGGUUAGUCUGUGUUUGAACAAAAUAUUCAAACUACCUGGAGUAAUUUUAAAAUAGCUGCAGCUGAGCAGGUUUUUCCAGAACACUGGUGUGACGAUGCUGAAAGCUUCUCUGCUUCCUGUUUCUGCUGAACGAUGUGAGGAAAUAAAUUGGUUAAUUCUGAUUGAUUGAUUUUGAUUGAUUGAUUUGGAGGUCAUUUUCUAGUUAACAGAUUAAAAAGCAAGAUUUUGCUGAAAGUAUUUCAGCAAAUAUACUUUUCCCCUGAAGGGUAUCUGAAUUUGAAAGGAGACUCUUCAAAUCCAAACAUGACGUUAUUUAUUUAUUUAUUUAUUGACUUUUUCUGGUUGAUUGCUUUAUUUUAUCUAAGAUUGUUUUUUUUGCACAUUUUGGCUGCGCCCUGGAGGAAAAGCGGAGGCCAAGCGAGACGGCUCUUUAUCCAUUUUGCACAGAGAAACAAAAAAAACAAACCGCGUCUAGCAAUAACGGUUUGCCGAUACCUUUUAGGUGAGUUCUUUGGUAACACUUGACUUCACAGAAGCUUCUUCUCGCUGUACGGAUCUGUGGAGUAAUGUUUGGGGGAGAACACUUGGAGCAUUUGUUGAAAUCUGAUAAAUUCUGGUUUUCCUGAUGCAGCACUGACAAUGUUAUUGUGGUUUAGCAGACACACACAGGUGAACACACUGGCAUGAAGCUGCUGUGAAGCAGUGUUACCGCUUGUUUUUAUUAAGAUGAAGUGUCAAAGUGUGCGUGUACAGCGUUUGUUCAGUUUGCUUUGAUCUCAAUAUUUCGAACAACCGCUCUCUCUCUCUCUGUCUCUGUUGUCGUGGUCACCCGAGGGAUCUUUACUAAACGCUUUACUAGACUAAUUAAAAAAGAAAAAAAGAAAAAAAACAAUUUUACUGGCACCGUCUGGACUCUAUUUCUACUAGAUUCUAUUGAGAAUAGAUAACCAUAUAAACUAGGUAAAUACUUAAGACACUGCUGAACUCUGCUGCGAGGCGUAUUUCAGGUUGCAGUUGUGCUGAAGGGCUGUUUUCAGUAGCAAUAGACCCAGAGUGUGCCUGCUACAUACGAACCCCAACACUCCAAGCCAUGCUUUCCCACUGGUUGAUUGAUAACGUGCUUGAUUGAUGGACUGGUUGAUUCAUUGAUUUCUUGACUGGCAGAUUGAGUGAUUAUUUGAUUGGUUUAACAUUUGGUUGGUUGGUUGACUGAAUUGAUUCUUAUGCUUUUUGAUAUUGAUCUUGGUCCCCCACCGCCCCCCCUCAAUCACUGCUGUGACUCUUCCUCAUAAGUUGUCGAACAAACAGCACAGAGAGCUGAUUGGCUGAUUUAGUUCUGUAUUUUAAGUUUUUAAACGGUCAAAAAGGUCCAGAUUCACUAAAGUCUGCAGGAAAAAGUGCAUUUUGUCCUGUCAACAGUUUUACAGAUGCCUCUUUUACAACGAUGCCCUGUGGGGAAAAUGCUUUUUGGGCUGUAAGGGAUUUUUUUUGUUGCAGUACAGCGAGUGGCCACUGGUGGAAAUUGGCAGCAAGACUGACUCGCUUCACUGUAUCCAGCUCUCUCAAUACAUCCCUGCCUCACAAUAUCAGUACUUCAGCAGCUGAAGAGGAAAACAAAUGCACAACGUUGCCCUCACAGUGUAACUUUAGGGAAUCUGGACCUCAGACUCUGGUUUGCACUGAGCACAAAAACACAGUGGAACAUUUACUGUCAGUAUCAGGACAGUUAACUGGUAUAAAGCUCGGAGUUUGUUCACAUGAAUCUGUGUGAAACCAACACUGAAGCAUUAAAAACUAAGACCAACUUCAGCUCUCUGUACCGACUGUAUGAGGUCACAAAAGAUUGAAAAAAACCUGGAAACCCCCCAACAUGUCCGAGCAGGAAAGGAAAACUCCAGGUGCAAAAGAUGGAGAAAAGAAAAUGUCACUUUUUCCUGUUCUGAUAUGAAAAACUUAAAAUUGAAAGCAAAAAUAAGCUCUCAUUUUGGAGAAAAACUUUGCUCUGAGCUGUGGGUCAGUCCAUGUGGUGCUACCAAGGGGUUUUGGAAGAGUCCAUAUUAAGAUCGGGGGGGGGGUGUUAAAAUACAAACUGAGAAUCUCUGCUCCUUCCUGCCUUCUUUUCCCCGUUUCAAAACCAAAAGCUGCUUUGUCACCUUCGAAACAAAACGACAAACAUCUAAGUACCAACACGGAGGAAAUGCACAGGAAACAAGUGGUUUCAUUGUUCAUUAUUAUUACUAUUGUUACUAUUAACUGUGUGAUAAAUGCAAUACAACAAUUAUGUAAACAGGCAGUGGGUGAUGCUGUAUCUUAUUUACAGUAUGUGGAUAAUAAUAACGACGAUGUUUUUACUUUUUUUGUCGUCAUGGAUUUGGUUUUUCCAGGCAUCUUCUCACCGCUUAAACCACCGUCGCCCCGUUUACACCGCAACUGGUUUCACAACGGUUGUCAAACUGGUUUCACCAGAUCUCCGGCUUCAUAUCAGUCCUCCAGAAACCUCAUAUCUCAAGAAAGUUGCCUUUUUCAGGAACGGAGGGGAGAAUAUGUUGAAUGUUUCCCCUCCUGACACCUCAAUCUUAUUUUAUUCCAGCCGAAAUUGUGGAACGCUUCUCUCAUUGUUAAUGUCGAUUUUAAGACAAAAUGAGGCUGCUGACAGUCCGUCACAAAUACAUCUAGUAAGAAAAUAUAAAUCACUUAGUUGGAGAUACGAGGUUUCUUGAUGCAAGCAGUUUUUUUUGUGUUUUUGCUGGAAAAAGCUGAGACCGUACAGUCGGAGGGUGAAAACCUAGUAACUCCAAAGAUCAUAAGGAUCAGGAAAAUAUGAAAAGGAAAAGACAGAAAAUGGGAUUUUUAAGUCCAAGAUUCCAAUUAUUUUAAAAAGCUUAAAUUUUACAACAAAAUACAAACCUUCAAAGUUCAAAUUUAAGUGGUUUUGUCUCCAUCACUGAGUUGGUAAAAUUUUUAGAUGUGUAAUGUUUCCAUAUUUUUAAAGUCUAUUUUAAAAAAAAACAUCCAAAAAUGAGAAACAACAAGUUCCAAGGUUUUCCUCUGACCUCAGUGGUACUCACUCUGCAACCGUUGGCAAAAACUCUCGCCAGUGAAACCUCGGUGUAAAGGAGGCGAAAGCCGUGCCUCAGUGACCCCACCUUGGUGUUUUAGAGACAAUAAUAAUAAUUACCAUGAUUAUAAUAUGAAUAUAUAAAUAUAUAUAUAUAUACUUUUUAGUACUUUGAGUUGAAAUACUUUAGUAUUUUGCAAAUACAUGUCUCUGUAUAUAAAACAAAAGCCUCCUGUAAUAAACAAGAAUAAAAUUUAAUACUGAA